AUGUCUGACACUGAAAGCUACUACCAACACACUGGCAACAACCACGAACAUGAACCUAUUCCAAAUUCAGAUGAAGUUUUGAAUGAUCACAGACAUCAAAUCCCAAAUGAAUCUGCAAUUAGUGAUGAUGAAGACCCUCUUCACCAAGCCCCUGCCGUAUCAGCAUCGGCAUCAGAAUCAACCCCUGAAAAGAAGAGACUGACACGCAAGAAUUCAUCAAGAAGACCAACCAUUAAUGAAAAAGGAAGCUCCUCAACUGCUGGUGGCUUACCACAGCAACAACAAAGAGCUUAUAUGACUUCUUUACGUAAAGAUUUUUACCUAGGAGAAGAGGACGACUCACUUCCAAUUCCAAUCAUUACCAAUGCAUCCAAGUCAAGAAGAAAAUCUCAAUUGGACUCCUUGCCUCCAAUCACCAAGAAAAGAACUGGUCGUAGCAACUCCAAUAAUUUUGAAAAUGAUUUGGUUAGUCCAAUGACUAAAAUGAAAACCAAUGAUAGUGAGGAUGUUAAAGCUGGUAGAAGAACAUCCCGUUCUUCUAUUGAUAGUGAAGCCGACUCUCAUGCUUCAAGAACUUCCCAAGAAACAGAAGAAGAUGUUUGUUUCCCUAUGGUUAGAGAUCACAUCAGAGUUAAUGGUAUUGAUUUUGAUGAAAUUGACGAAUUUAUCAGAGAGGAGAGAGACGAAAAGGAAAAUCAACAACAAUAUAUGGCUAAAAAUGCCCUGAGAAUUGAAGAAUUCCAAAGUCUUUCGGCUACUACAAGUUCAUCUCGUCACAAACAAAGUAUUGGCUCAACUGCUGCUUUGAAGUACACACCAAAGAAUAUUUUGAAGAAUACAUUUUCUCGUUUUGAAGAAAUACAUGAUACUUCAUCAUCAGAUGAAAUUGAAUUAAAAGUCAGAGAUGAUGGUUCAUCUGAACAAGUUAAAUUUGGCGGUGCUAGAAUAUCAGAUGGUAGCAAUGGUUCAUUACCUGAUAGAUUUUCCUUUUUCCAUUCUGAAUCUGAAGAAACUGUUCAUGCACCAGAUAUCCCUUCAUUGGUUGCCCCUGGCCAAUCUGCUCGUGAUUUAUUUAAGAAUGGAGAGGAAACUUGGUGGUUAGAUUGUACCUGUCCAACUGAUUCUGAAAUGAAGAUGCUUGCUAAAGCGUUUGGUAUCCAUCCUUUGACCGCAGAAGAUAUUAGAAUGCAAGAAACUAGAGAAAAAGUUGAAUUAUUCAAGAGUUAUUAUUUUGUUUGUUUCCAUACAUUUGAACCAGAUAAGGAAUCCGAAGAUUACUUAGAACCAAUCAAUGUGUAUAUUGUUGUUUUCCGUGAUGGUAUUUUGACAUUCCAUUUUUCCCCAAUCAAUCAUCCAGCAAAUGUCAGAAGAAGAGUCAGACAGUUAAGAGAUUAUGUUGAUGUUAGUGCAGAUUGGCUUUGUUAUGCCUUGAUUGAUGAAAUUACUGAUGGUUUUGCCCCAGUUAUUCAUGGUAUUGAAUAUGAAGCCGAUGCUAUUGAAGAUGCAGUAUUUACAGCAAGAGAUACUGAUUUUGGUAGUAUGUUGCAAAGAAUUGGUGAAUCUAGAAGAAAAGUCAUGACUUUGAUGAGAUUAUUAUCAGGUAAAGCAGAUGUCAUUAAAAUGUUUGCUAAAAGAUGUCAAGAGGAAACCAUCUCUGGAUUUCAAAGACAACAACAACAAUUACAGGCUCAACAGCAACAGCAACAACAAUAUCCAUCUACAAUGUCUCCACUUCCAUCUGCUAUGAACCUUGCAGGCUUAGAAUCCGUUACUGGCGGUGUUACAUUUGGUCCAGGCCCAGGUUCAAGCGGAUCUCCACCACCUCCAUCAGUUGCUCCACCAUCUUGGCAACCGCCAAAUAAUAGCGAUAAUGCACGUCCUCGUGCUGAUAUUGCAUUAUAUCUUGGUGAUAUUCAAGAUCAUAUUAUUACUAUGUUUCAAAACUUGUUGGCUUAUGAAAAGAUUUUCAGUCGUUCUCAUUCUAAUUAUUUGGCUCAAUUACAAGUUGAAUCCUUUAAUUCUAACAAUAAAAUUACAGAAAUGUUUUCUAAAGUUACACUUAUUGGUACUAUGUUGGUUCCAUUGAAUUUAGUAACGGGUUUAUUUGGUAUGAAUGUUAGAGUACCUGGAGAAAAUGGUGGUAAUUUAGGUUGGUUUUUCGGUAUUGUUGGUGUUUUGAUUAUUAUUAUUGUUUCUUCAUUCUUUUUCGCCAAAUGGUGGUUAAACAAGCUUAACCAAGAUAAUGAUCAAGAAAGAGGACCAGUGUUUAAUUCAAGAAGAUCUAUCAGAAGUUUGGGAUUGAAAAGACAUUCUGCAAAGUCUAUUGUCAGUUUCCCAAAUAAGUAUGAAUAG
Messenger RNA from Candida tropicalis MYA-3404, 2352 nucleotides. It is a transcript of the gene ALR1, whose product is annotated as Mg(2+) transporter. Gene Ontology annotation, cellular component: plasma membrane. The coding region runs from base 1 to 2352 and encodes 783 amino acids. The transcript has a single exon. Gene Ontology annotation, molecular function: magnesium ion transmembrane transporter activity. Gene Ontology annotation, biological process: intracellular magnesium ion homeostasis; magnesium ion transmembrane transport. The record is from RefSeq and is a predicted model, not a curated record. NCBI's taxonomy places the organism in Eukaryota, Fungi, Ascomycota, Pichiomycetes, Serinales, Debaryomycetaceae.